UAUUCUAACCACUAUGAGAGCAUUUCUCAUAUUACUGAUGAGCUUUUUUGGCUUGGUAACGAGUCAAGCACAACAGUAUCAAGAAUCACCUCGAAGUGCUGCAAUACUGAGUGAUACACGUUAUCUCUCAGGAGAUGGAACAUUUGGGGCCUCUUAUAAACAAGAAGAUGGAGUCGAAUUUAAAGAAGAAAGUGAUGAAUUUGGAAAUCGAAAAGGCUCAUAUUCCUACAUUGAUCCCACAGGACAGAGAAGAACUGUUACUUAUACUGCUGGAAAAGACGGUUUUCAGGCUACAGGGGACCAUAUUCCAACAGCAGCGCCUCAAGUACUUCCGGAACCAGUGCAGCCAGAAUAUGUACCACUGCCAGAAUACAAUCCACCAGAUUAUCAGUUUCCAAAAGGAAGAUUUUACGAUUCACGUUUCGAGACCCAAAACCGAUACGAGAGAGUGACAGCAAGUCCAAAAAAACCGGAAUCUAAAAUUCAAUUUCAGUAUGAAUAUCAACAUAAUCCAACUCCUGUGAGGUACCAACCACCAAAUCCUGAAUAUGAGUCCCAAUAUGAAGAAAAAAAAUAUGAAUCUCCUCAGUAUCGACCAACAAAAUAUGAACAUUCCCAGUACCAAACGAGAAAAUAUGAACCCCCUCGGUAUCAGUCACCCCAAUACCAAUCACCUCAAUACCAGUCACCCCAACACCAAUCACCCCAAUACCAAACACCCCAAUACCAAACACCCCAAUACCAAACACCCCAAUACCAAUCACCUCAAUAUGAACAACCAGAAUACCAAAAACCUCUUUAUUCUCCCCCUAAUCGACCACCUCCCCCCGUUUCUGAGUAUCGCCCCCUAUCGAGACCCCCACCCCAAUAUAAUGAAGUGACAACCUCGACACCAAGAAGAUUCUACCCCCCAGGAAAAUUGGACUUCAACAGGACGCCUGAUGGUUUUUCCUACACUUUUAGCAAGACUUAAUUUGUAAGACUUUGUAAGACUGAUUCUCGUUAGGGAAAGUCCAUUAAUUAAGUAGGGAUCAUUUUUUUAAUUUUAGACCCCUACUCCCCUAUUGUAAGGAUUUGUAAACAUUUGUGUGAACGAAUUCAUUACAAUAUUUCAUGCGUGGAAAAUAAGGAGCAACAUAUUUUCGUUAUACUUAGAUAGCAACUUUAUUAGAUUUUUGACGAAUAUUUUACAAUUUUAAGGAUAAAAUUAGUAUUUUGGCAAAUUUUACUUUAAAAGCAUUGAUUAUUUU
This is a messenger RNA of Belonocnema kinseyi, 1250 nucleotides long. RefSeq names its product early nodulin-75-like. Bases 14 to 973 code for a protein of 319 amino acids. Lineage: Eukaryota; Metazoa; Arthropoda; Insecta; Hymenoptera; Cynipidae. Gene Ontology annotation, molecular function: structural constituent of chitin-based larval cuticle. Gene Ontology annotation, cellular component: chitin-based extracellular matrix. The transcript has 3 exons. The record is from RefSeq and is a predicted model, not a curated record.